Molecule: messenger RNA, 429 nt
Organism: Rotaria sp. Silwood1
Lineage: Eukaryota; Metazoa; Rotifera; Eurotatoria; Philodinida; Philodinidae
Source: the annotation of a GenBank genome assembly
AUGACAAAUUUAAUUGAACAAAAAAAUUUAUAUAAUUCACCAUGUGAUGAAAUAUCAAAAAUAAAAAAAAAUCGAGGACUUGGACCUGAAUUUAUUUAUCCAUUUAUUGUACUUUUUUUUGCUACUAUUCUACGAAAAUUACUUAGACAUUAUCAUAUUUCAUUACCAUAUACAGUUAUAUUAAUGCUUGUUGGUGCUGUACUUGGUGGUUUUUAUCAAUAUGAACUUAUUAAACGAUUUACAUUUAUUGCUGAUUUAACACCUGUUCAAAUUCUUUCAAUAUUUUUACCUAUAUUAAUAUUUGAAAGUGCAUUUUCAUGUGAUCCACAUAUUUUUAUUAAAUGUCUUGGACAAAUUCUUACAUUAGCUAUAUUAGUUCUCGAAGAAGAUGCAGCCGAUCCGUCUGAUAUUUUUACCGCGGAUACUUAA